AUGUCCGGCAAAUCCAACUCCAGCGGCGGCGGCGGCUCCGGCUCCUCCAGCAACUACACGCCCUACACCACCACCGGUAGUGGCACGAACAGCCAGGGGAAUAGCUACGACACCCGUAGUCAACCCUCCGGGUCCGCGUACCACUACAGCAACACCAACGGGAGCUAUUACUACUCCAACGGCGACCAGUCGACGUACUACGACGACGGGAAGGGGUCCGCUUCGUACACGGCGCCCAGUGGGAAUGUGUACAAGAAGUGA
Pseudogymnoascus destructans is the source of this 261-nucleotide messenger RNA. RefSeq lists its product as uncharacterized. Lineage: Eukaryota; Fungi; Ascomycota; Leotiomycetes; Thelebolales; Thelebolaceae. The transcript is spliced from 3 exons. The record is from RefSeq and is a predicted model, not a curated record. Bases 1 to 261 code for a protein of 86 amino acids.